Xylona heveae TC161 is the source of this 1127-nucleotide messenger RNA. RefSeq names its product exoribonuclease. NCBI's taxonomy places the organism in Eukaryota, Fungi, Ascomycota, Xylonomycetes, Xylonales, Xylonaceae. The transcript is spliced from 2 exons. The coding region runs from base 10 to 1074 and encodes 354 amino acids. Gene Ontology annotation, cellular component: cytoplasmic exosome (RNase complex); nuclear exosome (RNase complex); nucleolus. The record is from RefSeq and is a predicted model, not a curated record. Gene Ontology annotation, biological process: nuclear mRNA surveillance; poly(A)-dependent snoRNA 3'-end processing; rRNA catabolic process.
AGUGUCGCAAUGGCAGCAGAUAGAAGAAGAAUCAAUGGACCGCCUGGUGGCACAGCUCCACCAUACUUUGCUUCAUCAGUUCCUGGAAUUGGCGACACGCCCAUCGAACGACCUGUUAGAACGAGGCAGUCCAACCAGUUACGGAAAAUCUUUUUGAAGACUGGCCUUGCGCCUUCUGCUUCUGGUUCCGCUUAUAUUGAGCUUGAGCCAUCAUCACAAAAUCAUUCGCAUUCGAAAACCUUGGUCACACCUUCGUCCUCUCUCAAAUUGACCUGCACAGUACACGGUCCUCGGCCACUUCCCCGAUCAGCGCCAUUCACGCCCCAUAUACUCUUGUCUACGCAUGUCAAGUUUGCUCCCUUUGCUGCUCGUCAGCGUCGCGGAUAUAUUAGGGAUGCUAGCGAGCGCGACCUCGGGGUACACCUUGAGACUGCUUUGAGAGGCGUUAUCAUUGGAGAUCGUUGGCCGAAAAGUGGCGUUGAAGUGGUAGUCACAAUCCUUGAAGGCGAAGAAGAUAGGUGGUGGGGCGACGAAGCUACCGGAGGAAGCACUGGGAUCGGAGGCGUCGGAGGAUGGGGCAUGAUGAAUGUCCUCGCCGGGUGUAUCACGGUUGCAUCAGCUGCAAUUGCAGAUGCAGGAAUUGACUGCGUUGACCUCGUUUCCGGUGGAGUUGCCGCUUUGGUGGGCAGUACGGCGCCGAGUGAGAAGGCUGAUGACGCUGCGGACAAGCGGCAGGAAAAGAUGGUUGUGCUGGACCCGUGCCCUUCCGAGCAUAAGAACAUUAUAGCUGCAUGUGUGGUCGGCUAUCUCUUCGCAAGAGACGAGAUUACGGAGUUGUGGCUUAAAGGAGACAUGCCCGGAACGGCCAACACCAAGGAAGGCGGCUCUGGUGGCAUAUUGGAACAGCAGAACCUCAUUGACCAUGCGGUUGAAGCAGCGGCCGCUGCUCGACUUGUCCUCGGGGAUGCCGUCAAGGAAGCUGCGGAGCUGAAACUACGAAAGAAUGCCUCGUCGAAGCAAAACACUUCCACACAAGACCGGAGUACAUCCGUUGAUGUAGAAAUGGGUGGAUAACCAUUAACAUGAUUGUGCUUCCAUUUCAUCCGCACUCUUCUUUUUUUUUUUUU